CAGGGGCUGCGAGGAAUGCUGGGUCGUUUCGGGUUGGGCGUCAAUCAUAUAAAGAAACAGGCUUGGUAUUACCACACCUCAAGGGAAAUAGGGAUAUGGACUGGUGUUGCAAUUGACAACUGGAAUGCUAUAAAUCCGGAAAGAGUGGAAUGAAGGCUACCUUAUAAAGAGGCAGAAAGAAGGAUACUGUAGAUUGAAUGAAUCAGAUUCCCAAUUUAAGGCAGGUAGGACUUGGAGGGAGGAUGCGGCUGCUGCCUUCGCGACAAUGCACACCUGGGCAAGGCAGAGAGACAGGAAGGAGCGGAGGGGUGUGCCGGAAAGCAAACGGGUCAUGCUCCAGGCACCCCGGCCGGCGAGGCACACCGGGAAGCUGGAUCUCUGCGACGCGUCGACGGGGAGUUUCUGAGAGACACCUCGGAAUGCCUUGUGGGAAGCCAGAGGGUGGGGUGAGGGGUGUGGCACUGGGCUGCGCCGGGCUGCCAAGAUUCAGUCCGGAUGCCUCCCAUCGAAAAAUUUUGCCGGGUUGCUCUGAAAACUGUACCGUUGCGGUGUCGGCGGCACCUCAGCUCAAAGGGUGCGCAACGGCACUGUCGUCAUUCCCCGCUGACACAACAAGUCGGCGAAAGGCUUCAACACAGCCCACGUUGCUGCCAGUAUGCUCGCUCCUGAAUUUGGACCAUAACAAAGGUGUCAAAGGGAUCUGAGACGUGCCCCCCUGCUCGAAUCAACGUGGCCGGAUUUGCUCACCUGGCGCUUGCGGGCCGGGGAUUGCUGCUCGGCCGCUCAAGGUGAGUCACCUCCACUCAUGCAUCAGCGGACUUGGCAACCACUCGGCAGUCACCCGAGAGACCUUAGUGGUGUUGCAGAGACCAUGCGCCUUUUGACAUCCCCAUGUCACCGCGCGUUGGGAAGCAUGCAAGCUACAAACGUUCUGGCA
Molecule: messenger RNA, 937 nt
Organism: Parathielavia appendiculata
Lineage: Eukaryota; Fungi; Ascomycota; Sordariomycetes; Sordariales; Chaetomiaceae
Exons: 2
Coding region: 198-704 (168 amino acids)
Source: RefSeq, a predicted model, not a curated record